Xyrauchen texanus (razorback sucker) is the source of this 2936-nucleotide messenger RNA. Its product is annotated as WAP, Kazal, immunoglobulin, Kunitz and NTR domain-containing protein 2-like. Gene Ontology annotation, cellular component: extracellular region. Bases 297 to 2006 code for a protein of 569 amino acids. NCBI's taxonomy places the organism in Eukaryota, Metazoa, Chordata, Actinopteri, Cypriniformes, Catostomidae. The transcript is spliced from 2 exons. Gene Ontology annotation, molecular function: serine-type endopeptidase inhibitor activity; protein binding. The record is from RefSeq and is a predicted model, not a curated record.
ACUCAAGACCUGGGCAGAUGCUUUUAAUCCUCUCAAGAACCACAGAUUCAUUCAUAACUGUCAUUUGCGCGUGAGGGCGAGUUUUGCGGUCAGGGAAAUAGCCUUUCUUGCUAAAGAGGUGAAAACUAUUACAGUAUAUAUACUGAGAUCUAAACUCAAGUCCUACACAAUACUCAGGAAUUUCUAGGAGACUUUUUUUUCCUCCUGCUGCUUGGAAUCUCGAGGCGCUCAGUUUGGCUCAGCUGUUUCAAUACAAUUGGGUUAGUUCAAACAAUUCCUCCUUUCUGUCCUCAAACAUGUGGUGGAUGCUGUAUCCUCGCUGGAUCUGGUUCGUGGCGGGACAAUUUUUGCUCCUGUUUGUGUACAGGCAGUGCGUGAAAGGCAUGACUUUGCAAAGAGUUGCGUAUUCCCACGCAGGAAUUUGUCCCAACGACAUGAAUCCAAAUUUGUGGGUUGAUGCAAUGAGCACCUGCACACGAGAAUGUGAAUCUGAUCAGGAAUGUGAAACAUUUGAAAAGUGCUGCGCCAAUGUUUGUGGUAAUCGAAGCUGUGUGGCAGCCCGCUUCACUGAUGCCACUGGAAAAAAAGGCCCCAUGGGUAUACCUAAGGAAGCAACCUGCGACAAGUUCAUGUGCACUCAGCAAGGCUCAGUGUGUGACAUCUGGGACGGCCAGCCUGUGUGCAAGUGCCAUGACCGCUGUGAGAGGGAGCCCCACUUCACCUGUGCCUCUGACGGCAUGACCUAUUACAACAAGUGCUACAUGGAUGCAGAAGCCUGCUCCAAGGGCAUCUCCCUGUCAGUAGUAACAUGCAGGUUCCACCUCACCUGGCCCAACACUAGCUCACAUCUACCUGCAGGCACCACCGCCUUCCCCACGACCAUCCGGCAGCACACCACCCCAUUAGACGUGCAUGCCCCUGUGAUGGUGGGAAGCCCCUUGCAACAGUCUGUUUUGGUUGGUGAUACAGCCAGCUUUCUUUGUGAAGUUGCUGGCCGGCCAAAGCCUGAGAUAACCUGGGAGAAGCAGCUGGAGGGGCAAGACAAUGUGGUCAUGAAACCCAACCAUGUACAUGGAAACGCUGUUGUCACCAACAUCGGCCAGCUGGUCAUCUACAAUGCCCGACUGCAAGAUCAAGGUAUCUAUACCUGCACUGCCACAAACAAAGGUGGCUCCUUCCAAGCUCAUUUUCCACUCUCUGUGGGCCAGAGAGAGAAAGACAUGAAAGCGGAGCAGACCAACACCACACCGUUCCCAGCCAAGGAGUGCUCGAAAUUACCUGACAACGAUGACUGUGGUGAAGAAAAGCUGAGUUGGUUUUAUGACCCUCAGAGGAACAACUGCUUCACUUUUACUUAUGGUAACUGCAACAAAAACCAAAAUCACUUUGACACAUACGAGACAUGCAUGUUAUCUUGUCAGGAAGAGCUUGCUACCCCUUGUCACCAUCCUAGCGACCAGGGGCCUUGCAAGUCAUAUGAACCAAGAUGGGCCUACAGUGCUUCCCUGUACCAGUGCCAACCCUUCAUUUACGGUGGCUGUAAAGGCAACGAGAAUAACUUCAAAACCAAAGAAGCAUGUGAGGACUCCUGUCCGUUUCCAAGAAACCACCAGUGCAAGCCAUGCAAGCCACGACACAAGAUGGUGACCAGUUUCUGUAAAAGUGAUUUUGUCAUUCUGGGACGCAUGACGGAGCUGACGGAGGACCAGGAAUCUGGUCAUGCUCUGAUCACUGUGGAGGAAAUCCUGAAGGAUGAAAAAAUGGGGCUGAGGUUCUUUGGGAAGGAGCCCUUGGAAGUGACAUUGCAGCGCUGGGACUGGGCCUGCCCUUGUCCUAACAUCACCACAGCAGAUGGUCAGGUCAUCAUCAUGGGUGAAGUGAAUAAUGGCAUGGCUGUCCUGCAGCCAGACAGCUUCAUCAGCCUUUCCAGUGUCCGACGUGUCCGUAGGCUCCGUGAGGUCAUCAACAAAAACACCUGUGACAUUUUGAAAGAGUUCAUUCAAUAAGACUUUGCCACAUCCGAAAAUGAAAAUUCUGUCAUCAUUUUAUUACCCUCAUGUUGUUCCUUUCUUUCUUCUGUGUAAUGCAAAUGAUGUUAGGCAGCAUGUUAGCCUCAGUCAUCAUUCAAUUUCAUUGCAUAUUUUUUUUUGUAGAAUUAAAUUGAAUGGUGACAGAGCCUUACUUUCUGCCAGAUAACUUAUUUUAGCCAGAUCUCAUGUAUAUUACUUGAAUGCGGCAACUUUUUUGCAAAAAUGAAAUUACAUGCCUUAUUACACAUUUCAGUGCAGUUUCCCAGUGAAAUUUCCAGCGGAGGGCGCCAAAAGUGAGUGAAAUGGUCUCGUAAUCAGACAAGAUUUUUUAAUUGAAUAUUUGAUGGUGAUUUUAAUGAGUUAAAUGUACCUCCCUAACCUAAAACAUUAACCUAAACCUUACCAAUAGUGAUCUUAAAUCAAAUGAGAGGUAGACACGAAGGAGACAUCCUUACUCUUUACCAAGGCUUUGCCUUAACCCUAACUGAUAGUGUCCAAAAACUAAAUGAGAAAUAAAAAGCACAUUUUCUCAAGCAACCACAUCAUCAUCUCUUGUUGCUUCUAUGACACUUUUGUCUCACAUGUCAGCUUACGUGUUUUGCUGGACUCAAACCGUGGUCUGAGUUCAAAGUCUAACACUCUAUGAUUUAUAACAUUGGAAUAAGUGUGUAAAAGUAGGUGGGUUGCCCUUACUGUAUUCCCAUGUUAAAGAACUCACGUGUGGACAUAGAACCCAUUAAUCAAACCCAUCUGUUAGACUCUCACUUCUCUGACUUCAAAAGGAACUUCAUACCUGCACUAUAAAAUUACAGUAAUACUUUAUGAGUAAUGUACUUUUUGGCACAUUUUUUGUAAUGCUGUCUUAUUUUAUAUUUUUGAUUAAUUUAACUUACACCUUGCUCUCUG